UUAGUGGUAAUGGAUAGCUAUUAUAGUCACCUCUAAGACAAGAAACAUUGAUUGCAAGAAGCUCAAGCAGGUCAAGUCAAGACUUACGUUCGUUUUGGUUCGUUUACACAUUUGUCUUUACACACAAAACAAAUUCAUUACCCUGCAAGUAAUCCUGUUCCCUUCUUCACCCACCUAGAUUUUCCACGAAAAUGAGGCGGGCUGGCAUUUCUUGUUCAAGUCUUUGAGUAAAAGGUCCUUUUUUGGCUUCACUGUCUCUAGCUUGUUGAGUGCCUUUAGCAUUCUGCAGCUAAAUUCCUGCUGCUAUGGCUACAGCCUUCCUGUUGCUAUUCUUUCUAGUUUUCUUUGCUGCGUUUCAUAUCAUCUUUUCAUCUACGGACCCUCGUGACGCUGCAGCUCUCCAGUCUCUGAAAAAUGCUUGGCAAAAUGUUCCACCGAGCUGGGACAGUGGAGAUCCAUGUGGAACACCCUGGGAAGGAGUUAAAUGCAAGGAUUCAAGGGUCACUGCAUUGGGGUUGUCAACCAUGGGUCUUAAAGGGAAGCUAACUGGUGAUAUUGGGGGAUUGACCGAGUUGAUAUCAUUGGACCUGUCAUUUAACCCAAACCUCACAGGAUCUCUAACUCCACGGUUAGGAGAUCUGCAAAAUUUGAACAUCCUAAUCCUUGCUGGCUGUGGCUUCACUGGCAGUAUUCCAAAUGAGUUGGGCAAUCUUGCUGAGUUAUACUUCUUGGCCCUCAACUCUAACAACUUCACAGGCAAUAUCCCUCCAUCUUUGGGAAAGCUCUCCAAAGUCUACUGGCUAGACUUGGCAGACAAUCAAUUGACAGGACCUAUCCCAGUUUCAACGCCCUUCACCCCAGGCCUUGACCUCCUUCGAAAGGCUAAGCACUUCCAUUUCAACAAGAACAAGCUUUCAGGCCCCAUUCCCCCCGAACUUUUCAGCCAUGAUAUGAUACUAAUACAUGUAUUAUUUGAUGGAAAUCAACUUAAUGGAACUAUCCCAGAUUCAUUAGGAGAAGUUCAGACCCUUGAGGUUCUUCGACUUGAUAGGAAUUCUUUAACAGGAGAAGCUCCAACAAAUUUAAAUCAUCUCACAAACCUUGUUGAAUUGAAUUUAGCACAUAAUCAGCUGAUAGGCCCUUUACCGGACUUAACUGGAAUGAAUAUGCUUAAUUAUGUAGACCUUAGCAGUAACUUUUUUGUCACAUCAGAAGCUCCUGCAUGGUUCUCAACCUUACCAUUUCUGACCACAUUGGUUAUAAAACACGGAAACCUUCAAGGGCCUUUACCAUCAACAAUCUUCAGUUACCAGCAGAUAGAGCAAGUGUUGCUGAAAAACAAUGCAUUCAGUGGCCAACUAGACAUGGGUGAAAUCAUUGGUCCAAAACUUCAACUUGUAGAUCUGCAGAACAAUAACAUUUCCUCUGUGACAAUAACUACUAAAUACACGAGUAAACUAAUACUUGAAGGAAAUCCAGUGUGCUCUGCUCUCCCAGAUACUAAUUACUGUCAAUUCCAGCAGCCAAUUGCUAAGGCUUAUUCCACUAGCCUGGCUGAAUGUGGAAAAACACAAUGUCCUGGUGGACAGAAGCUCAGUCCUCAGAGAUGUGAAUGUGCCUAUCCUUAUGCAGGGACAUUUUACUUCAGAGCACCCUACUUCAAGGACUCAUCCGAUGUGAAAAGGUUUCAAUCGCUGGAGAUGAGCCUUUGGGUAAAAUUGGGCCUCGCACCUGGUUCUGUUUUGCUUCAGGACCCCUUUUACAAUGUUGAUGACUAUCUUCAGGUGCAGCUUGCACUAUUUCCGCCUAGUGGAAAAUAUUUUAAUAGGACAGAAAUUAUGAGGAUUGGGUUUGACUUGAGUAAUCAAACCUACAAGCCUCCCAGAGAGUUUGGACCCUAUUUUUUUGUUGCAUCUCCUUAUCCUUUCCCAGAUGAAGAUAGAGGAACCUCUAUCAGCUUUAUUGCAGUUGCUGGAAUAGGUAUUGGCUGUGCCCUUCUAGUUCUGGGCCUUGUUGGAGUGGGGGUAUAUGCAAUUCGGCAAAAGAAACGCGCAGAAAAAGCACUCGGAUUGAGUAGACCAUUCUCAUCUUGGACUCCAAGUGUAAAGGCCAGUGGAGGAGCACCACAAUUGAAGGGAGCAAGAUGGUUCUCUUAUGUUGAACUUAAGAAGUGCACUAACAACUUCUCUGGAAAUAAUGAGAUAGGUUCUGGAGGCUAUGGCAAGGUUUAUAGAGGAAUGCUUCCUGAAGGGCAAGUAGUGGCAAUCAAAAGAGCUCAGCAAGGAUCAAUGCACAGCGCUCUUGAGUUCAAGACUGAAAUUGAGUUGCUAUCCAGAGUCCAUCACAAGAAUCUUGUUGGUCUUUUAGGUUUUUGUUUUGAACAAGGAGAACAAAUGCUGGUUUAUGAAUUUAUGGCCAAUGGAACACUCAGGGAAAGCCUGUCAGGGAGAUCUGGGGUUCAUCUUGAUUGGAAGAGGAGACUGCGCAUUGCUCUCGGUUCAGCUAGAGGACUAUCAUACCUCCACGAGCUUGCAGAUCCUCCUAUAAUCCACAGAGAUAUCAAGUCCUCCAACAUUCUGCUGGAUGAAAAUUUAACUGCAAAAGUUGCAGAUUUUGGCCUGUCAAAGCUGGUAUCUGACAGUGCAAAGGGGCAUGUUUCAACACAAGUUAAGGGCACCCUGGGCUACCUGGAUCCUGAGUAUUACAUGACCCAACAGUUAACAGAAAAGAGUGAUGUCUACAGCUUCGGCGUAGUAAUGCUCGAACUGAUAACUGCUAAGCAACCGAUCGUGAAAGGAAAAUACAUUGUUCGCGAAGUACGGAAGUCAAUAGACAAGAAUGACGAAGAACACUAUGGAUUGACGGGAAUGAUGGAUCCAGUGAUUAGAAACUCUGGAAAUCUUGUUGCGUUUGGGAGGUUUCUAGAGUUGGCAAUGCAAUGUGUGGAAGAAUCAGCUGCAGAACGUCCAACAAUGAGUGAAGUGGUGAAGGCAAUAGAAAUUAUACUACAAAAUGAUGGGAUGAACACAAACUCAGCCUCAGCUUCUUCAUCUGCAACUGAGUUUGGAACUGCAAGAGGAGCCCCUAGCCACCCUUACAAUGAUGUGACUAAGAAGGAUGUUAGUGAUUUCUAUGGCUUUGAUUACAGUGGAGGUUACUCACCUCCCACAAGAGUGGAACCCAAGUAGCAUCACAUGCUUUGCCAUUGAAAUUUUCCUUCUUUCUGCGCAUAUGUACAUAUAUGUGUGCUACUGUGCUAGGAUAAAACUAUGUCCUAUUACCAUUAGGUCUACUUUUCAUUAUAAUUUUUUUUUAUUCCUCAUGAAAAUUGUUUUUGAAUUUGUUCAAUAUGCCCAAUUAGUAUGCCUUAUAUGUAUUUUUUUAAUGAUAAAUUAUUAGAUACAUGGCAAUGUAAGGCAACUUUAAGGUUUUUUUUUAAUUUUUUAAAUAAAAUUAUUGAUUUGUUGUGA
Molecule: messenger RNA, 3470 nt
Organism: Manihot esculenta (cassava)
Lineage: Eukaryota; Viridiplantae; Streptophyta; Magnoliopsida; Malpighiales; Euphorbiaceae
Product: leucine-rich repeat receptor protein kinase HPCA1
Exons: 19
Coding region: 306-3188 (960 amino acids)
Biological process (GO): protein phosphorylation
Molecular function (GO): ATP binding; protein kinase activity; protein binding
Source: RefSeq, a predicted model, not a curated record